Molecule: messenger RNA, 1479 nt
Organism: Actinia tenebrosa (Australian red waratah sea anemone)
Lineage: Eukaryota; Metazoa; Cnidaria; Anthozoa; Actiniaria; Actiniidae
Product: gamma-aminobutyric acid receptor subunit rho-1
Biological process (GO): monoatomic ion transmembrane transport
Cellular component (GO): membrane
Molecular function (GO): extracellular ligand-gated monoatomic ion channel activity; transmembrane signaling receptor activity
Source: RefSeq, a predicted model, not a curated record
UUACUCGUGACAAAAUUCGACACCAACGUGUCAGAACGUUUAUAGGCUAGAUCWAUGGUCAAAGUGCACAAGAAAGACGCUAAAUCUUCCUUAAACGAUCUGCUCUCUGUACGAUGGAAAAAUAAGAUCCUGCGAUCUGCUCACAAGAUUCACUUUUUGUAAGACGUGAGUAAAAGGCCAAGAGAAUGUCGACUGUCCUUCAAUACGUUAACAGUCUUGCCGCGCUGUUGUUGGUGCUGUUCACGACAAGUGCUCUUUCUAAAGACAACCGUAGUAUACUCUCCAUAUUGCUUGACGGGUACGACAAAGAGGUGCGACCAUACGAUGAAGUGAAGUUUCUUCCGGUACAAGUUGAUGCGGUUAUUGAUUCGAUUGGAGUCAUCGAAGAAGCAAGCAUGCAGUAUACCGUAUAUUUCUAUUUUCGUCAAUACUGGACAGACGACAGAUUAGCAGGCAAAGUCAAUAAGACUGUAACAUUGACAGGAGAGUCGAUAGGCAAUAUAUGGAGACCUGAUCCAUACUGUUAUAACGCACGCCAUUCGAAUCUUAUGGUUGAAGACAAGGAUAUCAGAAGUAGACUCACUGUAAAACCCGAUGGAAGCAUAUUCUACACCAGAUGAAAACUUCACUACUAUCAAAAUCGAGUUCACCUUGGACCGCCGCGUCGGGUAUUACAUUAUCCAGGCCUAUUGCCCUGAUAUUCUGAUUGUGAUCCUAAGCUGGAUCAUCCUMUGGAUGGACUCUAGAGAUAUGGGAGAUAGAAUGGCUCUGGGAAUAACCACUAUUCUGACCAUCAUGUUCCUGCUUGGUGCUACUAAUGCUUCGAUGCCUAAAGUCAGUUACCCCAAAGCACUCGAUUGGUACCUGUUGGUGUCAUUUGGAUUCGUUUUUAUGACCUUGGUGGAGAGUAUGCUGGUCUUUUUACUGACGCACAAGCAAAAUCAAGAUGUAAACCCAACCAAGAAACGACGCGAAGCAGUUUUGUCACCAUACAAUCGCAUCGCCACCAUUUUCAAAAGCAAGAACAGAAAGAAUCCAUCACUUAAUGGUCGUUCUCAGUCACCGGAUAUUGCUCUAGACAGGAUGAACAAUUUUAUAGAAAACGAGGUACAAACUGAAGGGGAAAUGCCCGCUAAACAAARCGACGAAUGCUGGGAAAAACAUGUUGAAGGAGAUGUCAGUGAUGGUAGUCAGCAGUCAUCACACAGCGGAGAAAGAGUCGAUAAGAUUUCGCGUAUUCUUUUUCCACUGGCAUUUCUUGUUUUCAAUCUCUCGUACUGGUAUACGUAUUUGUACAAAAACAAAAAAUAACUAGAUUAURUCAGUAGGUUUUUAUGGUUUUCUAAUAGGUUAAAUUAAUUUAAGGACUUGCUCAUACUAACGUCGACUUCAUCAGAAUCCGAAUCGGCGAAAGUGAUGCGCUAAGCUAAGAACUAAGAGAAAGUCAGUAGCGCCAACUUCUCUCUCAUAACUUUGUUU